UCCGGAGUCGCCAUGGCGACCGCGGGCGGGGGCCCCCAGGCGGCCGAGAUGAAGGUGAUCUACCACCUGGACGAGGAGGAGACGCCCUACCUGGUCGAGAUCGCCGUGCCGGCCGAGCGCCUCAACCUCGGCCACGUCAAGGCGACCCUAGCCCGGCCUGGCGCCAAGUACUUCUUCAAGAGCAUGGACCAGGACUUCCGGGUGGUGAAGGAGGAGAUCACAGAGGACAGCGCUCUCCUACCCUGCUUCAAUGGAAGAGUUGUCUCCUGGCUGGUGUCUUCGGAGGUCCUCCCAUCCGAACUGCCACCUCCCGCUCCAGGCAAGGUCUGUCAGGAGCCUUCUCCCCCACCUCCUCCCACCUCCUCUGUUGCCAGUAUAAAAGACCAGCGGCAUCGGCAAAUCCCUCCUUCCUUCCAGUGA
Molecule: messenger RNA, 420 nt
Organism: Pseudonaja textilis
Lineage: Eukaryota; Metazoa; Chordata; Lepidosauria; Squamata; Elapidae
Source: RefSeq, a predicted model, not a curated record